Messenger RNA from Paraphaeosphaeria sporulosa, 1812 nucleotides. RefSeq names its product ubiquitin ligase complex F-box protein GRR1. Lineage: Eukaryota; Fungi; Ascomycota; Dothideomycetes; Pleosporales; Didymosphaeriaceae. Gene Ontology annotation, molecular function: protein binding. The transcript has 4 exons. The coding region runs from base 1 to 1812 and encodes 603 amino acids. The record is from RefSeq and is a predicted model, not a curated record.
AUGGCCUCGCGCUCUCGCUCUCGACGGGCCGAGCGCGACAUCAGCGCCUCCCGCUCCGACACCUCCGCGUCCACCUCGCCCGAGCGCGGCGUCGAGGAUGACGACAACGAUUCUCUCAUGUUCCAGACCAACGACUCGCAGUCCUCGCUCGCGCCUUCCAUAUCCCCCAACUCGGACGAGGAUGCGCUCCGGAGGGCCAUAGAGGAGCGGUGUCGCGUGUCACCCAUCUCGCGCCUGCCCGCCGAGCUGAUGAUUGCCAUCUUUGCCAAGCUCUCCUCGCCCGGCGACUUGAAGCACUGCAUGCUCGUCUCCCGGGAAUGGGCAAGGAACAGCGUCGGCUUGCUGUGGCACCGACCCCAGACGGGCAAAUGGCAGGCGAUCAAGAGCGUCAUUGCUACCGUCCGGAGAGGGGACAGCUUUUUCGACUACCCCACUCUCAUCAAGCGGCUGAAUCUCUCAGCCUUGGCCCCCGAGAUCAGCGACGGCACCCUCCAGCCCUUGUCCAACUGCAACAGAAUCGAGCGUUUGACCCUGACCAACUGCCAAAAACUCACCGACCUCAGCCUCACCUCCAUGCUUCAAGGAAAUCGGAGCCUUCUUGCACUGGAUGUAACUGGCUUGGACUCGAUAACGGACCGCUCCAUGUUUGCGCUUGCUCAGAACGCGGUGCGCCUCCAGGGGCUGAACGUCACAAACUGCAAGAAGAUUUCAGACGAGUCUUUGGAGGCUGUGGCCAAGAAUUGUCGCCAUUUGAAGAGGCUCAAACUCAAUGGCUGCCAGCAGCUGACCGAUAGAUCUAUCAUCGCAUUCGCACGGAACUGCCGUUAUAUUCUAGAGAUUGAUCUGCACGACUGCAGGAACCUCGAAGACGAAUCCAUCACGACGCUCCUGGCAGACGGACCGCAUCUGCGCGAGCUGAGGCUGGCUCAUUGCUGGCGCAUCACAGACCAAGCGUUCCUCCGCCUGCCGCUGGGUGCAACAUACGACGCGCUCCGCAUCCUCGAUCUCACAGACUGCACCGAGCUGCAAGAUGCCGGAGUCCAAAAGAUUGUGCAAGCCGCGCCCCGCCUGCGCAACCUCGUCCUCAACAAAUGUCGCAACAUCACAGAUAGGGCCGUGCUAGCCAUAACACGGCUCGGCAAGAACUUGCACUACAUCCACCUGGGUCACUGCUCGCGUAUCACUGACACGGGAGUGAUACAGCUUGUCAAGCUGUGCAAUCGCAUCCGUUAUAUUGACUUGGCGUGUUGCACGAACCUCACGGAUAACUCAGUGACACAGCUGGCCACCCUGCCAAAAUUGAAGAGGAUAGGCUUGGUCAAGUGCGGCAACAUCACAGACCGCAGCAUAGUGGCGCUUGCAAAGCCUAAGCAGGUUGGCCACGGUGGCCCAGUGACGCCCAGCGUGCUCGAGCGCGUGCAUCUCAGCUAUUGCACGAACCUCACGCUGAGCAGCAUCCACUCUCUGCUCAACAGCUGCCCGCGCCUCACGCAUUUGAGCUUGACGGGCGUACAAGCAUUCCUCCGCGAGGAUCUGAUCGUGUUCUGCCGUGAAGCGCCGCAAGAGUUCAACGAGCACCAGCGCGACGUCUUCUGCGUCUUCAGCGGCGUCGGCGUCCAGCGUCUGCGCAACUACCUCAACACGGACACGGCGCACACGCGGCGCGCACUCUUCGAAGACGAGGGCACCAUGUACGAUGACGGCGAGCAGCCCGAGGUCAUGGAUGAUGUUACAGCGCAGGCAAAUGGCAUGGGGAUCGAUGACAUGGACGAGGACUUUGGUGAGGAGAGUGAGAUGAUUGGGGAGAAUUAG